Molecule: messenger RNA, 3645 nt
Organism: Grus americana (Whooping crane)
Lineage: Eukaryota; Metazoa; Chordata; Aves; Gruiformes; Gruidae
Gene: BIVM
Product: basic, immunoglobulin-like variable motif containing
Exons: 12
Coding region: 828-2417 (529 amino acids)
Biological process (GO): nucleotide-excision repair
Cellular component (GO): nucleus
Molecular function (GO): single-stranded DNA binding; DNA endonuclease activity
Source: RefSeq, a predicted model, not a curated record
GCGAGGGCGCAGGUGAGCCCGCGGCGCGGCACCCUUCCCCCCGCGCGCCGUGUCUGCUUCCGGCGCGCUCGCGUCCCCGCUCCGCCGCGGCCGGGGGAGGCGACGCAGGCGGGCGUCGCGCCGCGCAGGACCCGCUCCUGGCAGAGGAAGACUCCUGCGCUGUUCAUUCAGUUCAGUGACCAGAAGUCGGUGUGGCAGGAGUCUGCUCUCGAGUGAAACUCCUGCCUGCCAGGUUCCCCACGUGUGGCAUGUGUCCUUGCACCGCAAAUGUGCAAACUGCCGAUGUGAUGGAUAACACAUACUAUCAAUUUGCUUUUUAAAAAAGAUCAUUAAAAGCAAGCAAGCCAGCCUUCUAAAUUUGUUUUUGGUAAUUCUUAGCUACUAUAAGUAAAGCCUGAUGUUUUUCUUUCUCACAUCUUGAAGAAUAGGAGGCGUGUAAAAAUAAAAGGGAACGCUUAACAGCCAUACAAGGAAAGCCGUGAAACAGAUUGAGGGUAGCAUGGUCAAUUUACAAUCUACAGAGGUAACAGUUACUGUAACUUUCUGAAAGCUUGAACUUCGCUGGCAGCAAAAGUAUGCAGGAUUCUUCAGAAUCAAGUGACUUUAAGCUGCUGUUUCUGUGAUUUAUUAAUUUGUAUAAAUUAUUUUGUACUCCACGCAUGAAAGGUAUGCUGACUAUAAGGAACAGAAGUCGUCGACCACAAAUACAUAAAUGUACCUCGUCAAUACUUUGCAGAGGCAAUGGAGGAAAUGAUACAAACUCUAUUUUAAUUACAACAUAAAGAAAAAAUAUUCAGAGCUGUACAAUACUCUUUCAGUAUCAUUCAAUGCCUAACAUUUCAGAAGAUGAAAAGGAGAAUGGUUCUGGAAAUAAUGGAAACACUGAAAACAAACCUGGGAAAGAAUCCCCAGAAGCUUCUCUUCAUGAUCCGGUGAAGCCAUGCUGCAUGUCAGACGCCUCCGCUGCGUCCCUGGUGUCUAGGGGAGAUGGGCAUUAUCCAUGGGGAUGUCCUGUGACUCAUACACGAGAGAAAUUUUAUACCAUCUGCUCAGACUAUGCUUUUUUAAACAGAGUAACAUCUAUUUGUAAAAGCCCAAGUGCUUCAGUUAGUGCCUGCCUGUCAGGCAGUGCUGCCUUAAACGCUGGAAAUAACACACCUAGCUUACUUGGCAUUCAAACUGGUGCUUCAGAGAUAAUCUACAGUGAAGAUGCUAACUUGGAAAGCUUGCCUGGCAAUCUUGGAAAGCUUCCUCUGGCAUGGGAAAUUGACAAAUCGGAGUUCAAUGGCGUGACCACAAAUCUGAAGAACAAAGCAGGCAACAUGAAGAAACAAGCGACAAAGAAAAAAUCCCUAGACAAAAAAAGCAGACAACACCGGGACUGUCCUCAGCGUUCUGCUCUUGAAGACGUGAAGGAGAGGAAAGUGUUGGACCUCCGGAGAUGGUAUUGUGUUAGCCGACCUCAAUACAAGACUUCCUGUGGAAUUUCAUCCUUAGUGUCUUGCUGGAAUUUCUUAUAUAGUACACUGGGAGCUGGAAGCUUACCACCAAUUACUCAAGAAGAAGCUUUGCAUAUACUGGGCUUUCAGCCCCCAUUUGAGGAGAUUAGGUUUGGUCCCUUCACUGGAAAUACUACUUUAAUGAGAUGGUUUAGGCAAAUAAAUGAUCACUUCCAUAUCAAGGGAUGCUCAUAUGUUCUGUAUAAACCUCAUGGGAAGAACAAGACAGCUGGAGAAACUGCUGCAGGGGCCCUGGCAAAGCUAACACGUGGACUGAAAGAUGAAUCGAUGGCCUACAUCUACCAUUGCCAAAACCAUUAUUUUUGCCCAAUUGGAUUUGAAGCAACCCCAGUAAAAGCUAGUAAAGCGUACAGGUUGCUGGAUUUGGACUCGGGAGACCUGGGUUCAGUUCCCAGUUCAACCACAGACUUCCAGUGUGACUUUAGAGCUCGUGUCUUGCAGCAAGAAGUAGAAUAUUGGAUCUUAAUUGGAGAGCCGAGCAGAAAACAUCCAACAAUACACUGUAAAAGGUGGGCAGAUAUUGUCACUGACUUAAACACCCAAAAUCCAGAAUACCUAGAUAUUCGACACCUAGAGAGAGGAUUGCAGCAUCGAAAAACAAAGAAGGUUGGAGGAAAUCUUCAUUGCAUCAUUGCCUUUCAGAGACUUAACUGGCAAAGAUUUGGUCCUUGGAAUUUUCCAUUUGGAAACGUUAGACAGGAUAAACAAUCCCAGACACAAGGACAAGGAAUUUCCAAAUCAGAGAGUGAAGACAAUAUCUCUAAGAAACAACAUGGACGACUGGGUCGAUCCUUCAGUGCUGGCUUUCAUCAAGAAUCUACGUGGAAGAAAUCUAAUCUUCGUGAGAGGAGGAACAGUGGGUAUCAGAGUUACAAUGACUAUGAUGGAAAUGAUUAAAAUUAACUUUAGAUAAUAGAGUUGAUAUAUUAAAGUUAGUUUUAAUCAAGACAUAUUAGGGAUUAUUAGUCCUAGAAUACAUAUGAAUAGAAAUUAUGGUAUAAGAUACAGCUUCAUAAUUAAAUAAAUCUGAUACGGUUGCAAUGGAUGAGAUCUGAUGUAUAAACUGACAGAUAAGCACAGAUUAUUGUACUUUUGCAAUCAAAAGUAAAUAUGACAGCAAAAUCAAUCAUUUCUUUUGAAAUAAUUGUACUAUGUCCUGAUCCACGAAAACAAAAGAGCUGAUUGAAAUUAGUCAAUGUAAUAAACAGACUUCGUUGAAAAUACUUAGUAUUGAAAAGCAUGACAAUUUAUUAUAUGACAUAUGACUUUAUAAAAAGGGUUAUUCUGCAAAUGGUCUAAGGAUAAAAGUAAACAUUGCCUUCCUUUUUAACACUGCAUUUUAUUAAGGCUGCCCAUAUCCAGUGAAAAGGAAAAAAAAAUCACAUAGGUUAGAAAACCUUGUCAGAUUUGCAAAGUGAAUGUACAUUCUUUAGUUAGUUCCUAUUAGACUGCUGUCAAUCAGAUGAUCAUAUUUUGUCAAGCAGGUCUCAGUUUCUUUUCCCUUAGCUGGAUGCCUGUUUUAGACUGAGAGGAACCGCCUGUGGCAGGGAAAGUUCAAGGACAGACCUUAUUGCUUUUGCUCUUCGGGUACAGCGGCUGAAUUCUUAUCAUGGAGCCUUUUGAGAGCAUGGACUCACUUAAUACAAGCUUGUGAAAUUCAGUAUUAAAAAGCUGCAUUUACCAUUAGCCAAAUGAGCCACAUGAACACUGCAUUCUGUUGGAAGUUCUUUUCCUUAUUCAGUCUUAAAACCUCUGUCAUUUUUCUGCUGCUCUUUUAAUUUUGUAUGAGGGAGAUGCAAGUGCCGAAAACUGCUGGCAGCCCUGAUGAUAUUAAAUACCUCUUGGCCAGCAAACAAUUAAAGCUUUUUUAAGGUAUCCAUGUGCAGUUUUUUUCUUUUUUUUUUUUCUUUUUCCCUCUAAUUUGAAAUGUAUCCAGUUGUUUGCCCAAACACAUCUCAACAGUUGUAACUUCUGCGUACAAAUGUUCAUACCUGCUCAAGGAUUAAUUUUUUGACAUAAAAAAAUGAUUUGUCAUGAAAUGCAGGGGUUUUGUAGGUAGCUGCUUUUGUUAACCAAAAAUGGGAGACUUUUAGACUUUUGUUCAUUCAAUAAAAUUCGUUUUCUA